This is a messenger RNA of Cornus florida, 1002 nucleotides long. Its product is annotated as squamosa promoter-binding protein 1-like. The record is from RefSeq and is a predicted model, not a curated record. Gene Ontology annotation, molecular function: DNA-binding transcription factor activity; DNA binding. Gene Ontology annotation, biological process: flower development. Bases 189 to 650 code for a protein of 153 amino acids. The transcript has 2 exons. NCBI's taxonomy places the organism in Eukaryota, Viridiplantae, Streptophyta, Magnoliopsida, Cornales, Cornaceae. Gene Ontology annotation, cellular component: nucleus.
AUAAACUGGAGUCUUUGAGCUCAUCUUUAAUCUAUCUUAUUUCCCUUCAUUAUUCCCUUUAAUAUUGAAAGAAAAGGAAUGGAGCUUUGUGGUCCUCACACUCUUCUUGUUCACCUUUCUCUUAAGGUUUCACUUUCUUCUUCCUGUCUAUAAUAUUCUCUCCUAACUUUCCUUUGUUGUUCCAAGAAAUGGAAACAAGCAAAGCUGUAGGGGAGAGGAGCACGAAAAAUAAGAUGAAGGAAGAGGUGGGGUCAGAAGAGGAGGAAGAUGAGGAAGAUAAUGUUGGGUUAGGGUUUGGAGAGGCCGGCAAACAGAAAAAUCAAUCGACUCUAUCCAGUAAGAAAGUAUCUGGAGGAGGUGGAUCAACCCAGCCUUGUUGUCAGGUGGAGAAUUGCACUACCGACAUGACUGAUGCCAAAAGGUACCACCGUCGGCACAAGGUAUGUGAGAUUCAUGCUAAGGCUACAGCUGUAGUAGUUGCCGGACUCCGGCAGCGUUUCUGUCAGCAAUGCAGCAGAUGCACCCUCUGCAGGUUCCACGAACUAUUGGAGUUCGAUGAAGCUAAAAGGAGUUGCCGAAGACGGUUGGCUGGACACAAUGCGCGUCGCCGCAGAAGUUCAUAUGAUUCUCAUGGGGAAGGGUCAAGCUGAGAAGGAAAUGACUCAGCUGAAGGCAAACCAAUUACGAAUGAAAAGGAAUAUUCAGAUAACUCUCUCAGGAAAUGCCUCCAGCUAGCAUUUUACUUAUCAGCCGAGAUUUAACUUUGUGAUCACCAGCAUGCUCUCUCUCUUCUGUCAAUCCUUGGAUUUCUUCUUGUUGUUUUUUAGUUCUACGUAGUCAAGUAUUGUACGUAUAACAAACCAGACAGCAUAAAAGCACUUUGACCAUUUAUUUCGGUACUGUGUUCUGGUGAUGGUGAUUGAAGGCAUAUAUGUACUCCAUAUGGAUUGGUCUGUAGUUCUUUUUCAAUCCGUUAGUGAUUUUUGUCUGUGACUUAUCAUA